This is a messenger RNA of Piliocolobus tephrosceles (Ugandan red Colobus), 1969 nucleotides long. It is a transcript of the gene SLC7A5, whose product is annotated as solute carrier family 7 member 5. Gene Ontology annotation, molecular function: neutral L-amino acid transmembrane transporter activity; L-amino acid transmembrane transporter activity. The record is from RefSeq and is a predicted model, not a curated record. Lineage: Eukaryota; Metazoa; Chordata; Mammalia; Primates; Cercopithecidae. The transcript is spliced from 10 exons. Gene Ontology annotation, biological process: amino acid transmembrane transport; neutral amino acid transport. Bases 124 to 1647 code for a protein of 507 amino acids. Gene Ontology annotation, cellular component: membrane.
GGCCGGCGGGCCCGGGCCUAAAAGGCGGCGCGGGCGGGGCUCCUGACGCAGCGGCGGGCGGCGCGCACACUCCCGCCUGGCUUGCGGCUCCCGGGUCUCCCAAGCCCGGCCGGCGCGGAGAGCAUGGCGGCCACGGGCCCGAAGCGGCGCGCGCUAGCGGCCCCGGCGGCCGAGGAGAAGGAAGAGGCGCGGGAGAAGAUGCUGGGCGCCAAGCGCGCGGACGGCGCGGCCCCGGCGGGCGAGGGCGAGGGCGUGACCCUGCAGCGGAACAUCACGCUGCUCAACGGCGUGGCCAUCAUCGUGGGCACCAUCAUCGGCUCGGGCAUCUUCGUGACGCCCACGGGCGUGCUCAAGGAAGCGGGCUCGCCGGGGCUGGCGCUGGUGGUGUGGGCCGCGUGCGGCGUCUUCUCCAUCGUGGGCGCGCUCUGCUACGCCGAGCUGGGUACCACCAUCUCCAAGUCGGGCGGCGACUACGCCUACAUGCUGGAGGUCUACGGCUCGCUGCCCGCCUUCCUCAAGCUCUGGAUCGAGCUGCUCAUCAUCCGGCCCUCCUCGCAGUACAUCGUGGCCCUGGUCUUCGCCACCUACCUGCUCAAGCCGCUGUUCCCCACCUGCCCGGUGCCCGAGGAGGCAGCCAAGCUCGUGGCCUGCCUCUGCGUGCUGCUGCUCACGGCCGUGAACUGCUACAGCGUGAAGGCCGCUACCCGGGUCCAGGAUGCCUUUGCUGCUGCCAAGCUCCUGGCCCUGGCCCUGAUCAUCCUGCUGGGCUUCGUCCAGAUCGGGAAGGGUGAUGUGUCCAAUCUAGAUCCCAAGUUCUCAUUUGAAGGCACCAAAUUGGACGUGGGGAACAUCGUGCUGGCAUUAUACAGCGGCCUCUUUGCCUAUGGAGGAUGGAAUUACUUGAAUUUCGUCACAGAAGAAAUGAUCAACCCCUACAGAAACCUGCCCCUGGCCAUCAUCAUCUCCCUGCCCAUCGUGACGCUGGUGUACGUGCUGACCAACCUGGCCUACUUCACCACCCUGUCCACCGAGCAGAUGCUGGCUUCCGAGGCCGUGGCCGUGGACUUCGGGAACUAUCACCUGGGCGUCAUGUCCUGGAUCAUCCCCGUCUUCGUGGGCUUGUCCUGCUUCGGCUCCGUCAAUGGGUCCCUGUUCACGUCUUCCAGGCUCUUCUUCGUGGGUUCCCGGGAAGGCCACCUGCCCUCCGUCCUCUCCAUGAUCCACCCACGGCUCCUCACCCCUGUGCCGUCCCUCGUGUUCACGUGCGUGAUGACGCUGCUCUAUGCCUUCUCCAAGGACAUCUUCUCCGUCAUCAACUUCUUCAGCUUCUUCAACUGGCUCUGCGUGGCCCUGGCCAUCAUCGGCAUGAUCUGGCUGCGCUAUAGAAAGCCCGAGCUGGAGCGGCCCAUCAAGGUGAACCUGGCCCUGCCCGUGUUCUUUAUCCUGGCCUGCCUCUUCCUGAUCGCUGUCUCCUUCUGGAAGACGCCCGUGGAGUGUGGCAUCGGCUUCACCAUCAUCCUCAGCGGGCUGCCCGUCUACUUCUUCGGGGUCUGGUGGAAAAACAAGCCCCAGUGGCUCCUCCAGGGCAUCUUCUCCACGACCGUCUUGUGUCAGAAGCUGAUGCAGGUGGUUCCCCAGGAGACAUAGCCAGGAGGCCAAGAGGCUGCCAGAGGAGCAUGCACAGAGGCCAGUUAAAGCAGCUCACGGCCUCGAACCCACUCCGGUUCCCCACCGUCCACAGCUCAGCUGCGCAUCCCAGUCCCUCGCUGUCCCUCCCAGGUCGGGCAGCGGAGCUGCUGUGAAAACUCUGGUACGAAUCUUGUCCCUCAACUGAGGUCGAGUCAGGGGCCCAGGUGUGCCUGUGCUCCUGCCCAGGAGCAGCCUUUGGUCUCGUGGGGCCCCUUUUCCCUUCCCUCCUUUGUUUACUUGUUUGUUUGUUUUUUUUAACUUAAAUUUUGGGUCAACUUGA